UUUGUUUGUGAAUGGUGACGCCCGGCGUUGCUAAGGGCUGGCGGAUUAAGCUUUACCGAGUGAAUACUGUGAGUCUGGUUGAUUACGGACAGAGUGAGGGACAGAGACGGGGCUGACAGGUGUCCCAGAAGGGUCCGGAUUCAGAAUGCCGGAGGUGAAAUCCAUGUUCCGGGAAGUACUUCCUAAACAAGGACAGCUGUGCGUGGAAGAUUUACCCACGAUGGUCUUGUGCAAACCGAAGCUCCUGCCGCUGAAGUCCGUGACCCUGGCCAAGCUGGAGAAGAUGCAGCGCGACGCUCAAAAUGCCAUCCGAGAGCAGGAACUGCCCCAGAGCGACCAGCCGUUACCCCGGCCCUGAGAAAACCGACGUGAGACGCUGUUAGAACAAACUAGUUCAGAAGCUAGAACAGACCGGGCGUGCGACGCGGGCUUCAGGGUGCGUUCAGCUCCACAGACCCUCCGACCAGACAGAGGAUGGAGAAGAAACCCGCCUGUCACAAGCUACCCGGUCACCCAGUAUGUGUAAAAACGCCCCAAAACACGUAGAAAGCGUACAGCCUGCUUUUCUUUUACUGUCCGGUAGCUCAGAUACGGUCAGCGAGAGGGUUUUCCGUCUCUUCCAGCCAGUUUAGUUUCUCUGUAAAACUGUUGUGCUUGUCUUUUUUUCCCUUGUUUAACACUAAACUUAUCCUUCUGUAUUUUAUGCUAAUAAAAAUGUAAUAAAGAGCACUAGGAUCCUG
Messenger RNA from Spea bombifrons (plains spadefoot toad), 740 nucleotides. RefSeq names its product BBSome interacting protein 1 (gene BBIP1). The transcript is spliced from 3 exons. Gene Ontology annotation, cellular component: BBSome. The coding region runs from base 146 to 358 and encodes 70 amino acids. NCBI's taxonomy places the organism in Eukaryota, Metazoa, Chordata, Amphibia, Anura, Pelobatidae. Gene Ontology annotation, biological process: cilium assembly; receptor localization to non-motile cilium. The record is from RefSeq and is a predicted model, not a curated record.